UCAGUUCUCAGUGAGCGACGGUGAAGGCAAAAGUAAUUUGAAAGCGUCGCGCGCGCAGCAAACAAAUUUAUAAUAUUCAAUGAAGAGGGGGAAUUAAAUCACAAAAAAAGUUAAAUAAGUUAAUAACAUGACACACUAGCUAUUAGCGCCGUACGCAAUCUAAAUGGCUGCGCUUUUAGUUUUGUUUUAUUAAAAAAAUAAUAAGAUAUUCGAAUAAGCAAAACAAAUCAAAUUUGUGUUACGCAGUGCGGGCAUGUCUUGAAAAACCGUUAAAAGUCACUAUUUACUGCUGCUCAGCCAAAAUGCCAUAAACAAUAAGCGUCUGGGAGUUGAGAGCUGAUAAGAUCAACAAAAGCGGCAAGCAAACGACACUUCAAACCAAAAACAAGCUAAAACUCGCAUCAUGACUGGGCAAGUGUGGAGUUUACGGUGCGGGACGCUCUUCAUAAUGCUUAUGAUUACUCUAACUUUGGCCUCGCCAGCGCCCAGUCGCCAGUAUAGCUGCAUGAGCUACAAGGAGAACGACAAUUUACAGCACGACGACGACUAUGAGCAGGAGAGCAGCGAAGGCAUCAGUGUGGAGCAGCAGCAGCAGUACCUGGAGGCAGGCGCCCUGCCCACUGAGCCACACAAGCGCAGCUGCACCGAGGGCUACACGUUCUGCUUCACGCUGUGGAAUCAGACCUCGAAUGGCACGCGUUUCGUUAAGCAGGGCUGCUGGAAGGACAAUACAGAUCGCAAUUCAAUUUGCAGCCACUCGAAGUGCACCAGCUCGGCACCCACAUCCCGCAACAACAGCCUCUACUACUGCUGCUGCUCCGGCGAGCUGUGCAACGCCCAAGUGGCUAUCGUGGAGCCGGCACCGCAAGAGCUGGCGAACAAUGUGCAGCUGGUGCUGUACAAUCGAGCCACGUCGCAGCAGCAAAGCUCCUUUAGAGCCACCACGCUGCUCACCUGUGUGGGUCUGCUGACAGUCCUCGUAAUCGGCAUCCUGUUGGCCGUUCAAUAUUGUCGCGGGGUCAAGGAGAAUAGCGAGCCUGAGGAAUCGCCGCUGGCGCCAUCCGGACCCGGCUACAGCUCCAAUCUGCGGAAUGUCGACAACAUGAACCUGAUCGGCAUGCUGGGCAGUGGCAAAUACGGCACUGUGAUGAAGGGCAUGCUGCACGACCAGGAAGUGGCCGUCAAGAUCUACCCCGAGGCGCACCACCAGUAUUACGUGAAUGAGAGGAACAUUUACGCACUGCCACUGAUGGACUGUCCGGCACUGCUCAGCUACUUUGGCUACGACGAGCGCCGCACCAUGGAUGGCCGCAUGGAGUACCAGCUGGUGUUAUCGCUCGCACCACUGGGCUGCCUUCAGGAUUGGCUGAUUGCCAACAGCACGGACUUUGCCCAGUGCUGCGGCAUGCUGCGCUCCAUUACGCGCGGCCUGUCCCACUUGCACACCGAGCUGCGAUUGGGCGAGCUGCACAAGCCCUGCGUGGCCCACCGCGAUCUCAACUCGCGCAACAUUCUGGUGCAGGCGGAUCUCAGCUGCUGCAUAGCGGACUUCGGAUUUGCACUGAAGGUGUUCGGCUCGAAGUACGAGUACAAGGGCGAGGUGGCCAUGGCCGAGACCAAGAGCAUCAAUGAGGUGGGCACACUGCGCUAUAUGGCCCCGGAGCUGCUCGAGGGUGCCGUUAACUUGCGAGACUGUGAGACAUCGCUCAAGCAAAUGGACGUUUACGCCCUGGGCCUGGUGCUGUGGGAGGUGGCAACACGUUGCUCGGACUUCUAUGCUCCCGGGCAGGUGACGCCGCCCUACAAGGCGCCCUAUGAGCAGGAAGUGGGUCCACAUCCCACUUUCGACCAGAUGCAAGCUCUAGUGGUGCGGCACAAGGCACGCCCACUGUUCCCGGCGGGCUGGGGCGGUGGUGCUGCUGCCAAGCUAGUGCGCGAUACCUGCGAGGAUUGCUGGGAUCACGAUGCAGACGCCAGGCUGACAUCGCUUUGCGCCGAGGAGCGCAUGCAGGAGAUGUCCAGCUUGCGUCCACGGCUCCAAACGCAGCCGGCCAGUCCGCUGCUUAACACCAACAACUUGGCCUCUCCCACGGCGACGCUCGUUAGCACAAUCAGCAACACGACAACGACAACGACUGCGGCUGCAGUGCAUCAAGUCCAAUCGCAGCUCUCGUCGGCCGAUGGUGGACUUCUGCAGCCGCCGCCUAAUCAGCAAUUCCCCACAGAGAAGAAUCACCUGAGCUACGCACAGCCUCAGUUGCAGCCGCACCUGCAGGGGCGCAAUCCUUGCCAGGAGCGCAACCUGGCGCCUCAGUCACUGCGGACGCCACCUGUGCUCGUGGAGCGCAGCAAGAAGCACAGCUUUCAGCCCCAGCAGGAGCAGAGCCUGUCCUGCCUGGAGCACGACGUGAGCGUGGAAGAGCUCAUUGCCAGCCGCCAGCAGAAGCAGAACUCAAGUCUGGGCCAGGGCUUUCCCAAGCAGCAAAACACAGACCAGAAGCUACGUGGAUGGCAUGGUGUGCGCGCCCUGAUCCACAAGAAACUGUUUCGCAAGGAGCACGCCGAGGAGCUCUGCAGGCAGCUGCAGCUGGGCGAGGAGAAGUCGAAUCUCGUGGCGGCUCUGAAGAGCAUGGACAAUGCACAAUUGGCCAGUGGUCUGAGGCGACCCAACAAUCUGGACUUGAGUCCUCUGCAGCCCUUGGAUAGAGCUAAUCUGCUGCAGCUUCGCAGUGCGGAGCAGCGUACCGGCACGCCCGCUCAUAUUGUGCCCCGUUCGCUGUCCAGCAGCCUCAUCAAGCACAUUAACUGCAAUGGGAACAGCAGCCAGAACCCGAAUCAGAACCACAACCAAAACCACAACAACAACAACGAAAACGAGCUGCACAUGCUGUCCGGCUCCCGGGCUCCAAAACGACGUCCCGGACACCUGCGCACAAACUCGCUCCUGGUGACCAGCAACAGCGGCAACCUGCCGACGCCAACAGAGCAGCAAAUGCGCCGACAGCACAGCCUGGAGGUCUUCCGCGAGGUAUUCAGUGGGCGUGGCAGCAGUGAGCGACUGCGCGAUCCCAGCGAGCGGGUCAAAACGCCCGGAGAUGUGCCGCCCUCCGUGCGGAAGGCGCGCGCCUCGAAGACCCUGAGUCUAUACGAUGAUCGCAUGAUGGACUCGUCGCUGUUAAAUAUACUCUAGCAUGAGGAGGUUCUGCUGCUGGAGCUUUAAGACUAUCAUCGGCAGCAGAACUCCAUAUAGUAGUGAACUCAUAUCUUAAGUUUCAUCAAGCACACAUAUUCAGCGAUAGCCAUACGGAGAGCUUACGGCUCUCGACCUGAUACUUAAAUCCGAUAUUGAGUAAAACCCACACAGAUAUAUCUAACAUA
Molecule: messenger RNA, 3378 nt
Organism: Drosophila mojavensis
Lineage: Eukaryota; Metazoa; Arthropoda; Insecta; Diptera; Drosophilidae
Gene: wit
Product: probable serine/threonine-protein kinase DDB_G0278665
Exons: 5
Coding region: 404-3190 (928 amino acids)
Biological process (GO): cellular response to growth factor stimulus; protein phosphorylation; BMP signaling pathway
Cellular component (GO): plasma membrane; signaling receptor complex
Molecular function (GO): ATP binding; transforming growth factor beta receptor activity
Source: RefSeq, a predicted model, not a curated record